This is a messenger RNA of Asparagus officinalis (garden asparagus), 1042 nucleotides long. RefSeq names its product 25.3 kDa vesicle transport protein. Gene Ontology annotation, cellular component: ER to Golgi transport vesicle membrane; endoplasmic reticulum-Golgi intermediate compartment; SNARE complex. The transcript is spliced from 6 exons. Gene Ontology annotation, biological process: endoplasmic reticulum to Golgi vesicle-mediated transport; vesicle fusion with Golgi apparatus; retrograde vesicle-mediated transport, Golgi to endoplasmic reticulum. The record is from RefSeq and is a predicted model, not a curated record. NCBI's taxonomy places the organism in Eukaryota, Viridiplantae, Streptophyta, Magnoliopsida, Asparagales, Asparagaceae. Bases 90 to 755 code for a protein of 221 amino acids. Gene Ontology annotation, molecular function: SNAP receptor activity.
AUCCUCUCCUUCAACUUGUCCAAAACCUUCCCCUAUCAACCAAAGUUUUCUUUCCACAAAAAUAGAACUUGUGAGAUCAAAGUACAAGGAUGGUUAAGCUAACGUUGAUAGCAAGAUUGGAUGAUGGCCUCCCUUUAGCUCAAUCACCCGUGUACUUAAAUGAAGAGAAUGACGUCUCGUCUUACUACAGGCAGCAAGGGGAACUUAUUCUUAAAGAGAUCUCAAGAGGGGCAAUAUCAAGUCCAAAAAUGUCCAUUUUAAUUGAUCACCAUUGUUUUCAUUAUAUCAUUGGAAAUAGAGUUUGUUGUAUUACACUCUGUGAGUCAUGGUACCCGAGAAAAUUAGCCUUCUUCUAUCUUCAAGAUCUCCUGCAAGAAUUCGAGAAAGUAGAUACGAAAUUGAUGGAGUCGUUUUCGAUGCCAUAUACAUGUAGAAGAUUCGAUUACGCGAUUGAAAACAUCAGAAGGAAGUAUUUGGAUACAAGAACACAGGCUAACCUUGCUAAGUUGAACUCAAACCGCAAACAAGACCUGGAUUUUGUUACAGAAGAAUUCUCCAAAGUUGUUAGUCGAGGGCAAGCAUCGGGGAUGGAACAAACAACAGAAACAAACCUGCAACCAGAAUCAACUCUAUGGAAUUCUAAUCCUCUUGAGGUGAUUGCACUCAAAUGGACACCGAUAACUGUCUUUAUGCUUGCCACUAUGCUCCUCUUAUGGACCGGUGUUUCCCUCUCAGAAUAUCCUAUGCCAAUGUAGCUCACAAAUAUUACCAGGUAGCCAAUACCUCAAUUUAGAGAGAGACGCAGAAAUGAAAGGAGCAAAUACAAUCAAUUGCGGCAACGAAAAGAUGCGCCAAUGUAAUAAUGAUCAUCAUUGGCCUAAAUGUACAUCAGAUGGAUCAAAUAUAUGCAUGUGUUUAUCAAGAGAAUGACCAACCUAAUCUUGACACAAAGAGAAUGCUACAAACUAUCGCCUAAUUGUGGAUAGACCCCCUAUACCAUCGCCCAAUUGUAUAUGGAACCCCUGUAGUCCUAUUGUUGCAA